AUGGAUGAGCAAACCAAUGAUCAAGUUCAAGUAGUUCGUCAAGAAGUUGAAGGAUUGAAAGAUCAAGUGGUAAAGAUCCUGGAAUUGCUCACUACUAGAAGAGGAAAGAGUGUUGCGGGGACUUUAUCACAAGUGGAAGUAGAUCUGAACCAGAUACUAGAGGACAUGCCUGCAUACCCUCCGGGUUUUACUCCUCAAAGGUCGUCUACUCCAUGCGUGGUGGAUAGGACAUAUCCUACAUCCUUUCCCACACAAAAUUCUAACCCGACCAUCCAACAGAUAGCCCAUGUGAGCGAUCCAAUAUUUACCCCAAUUAUGGAAAGUGGUAAGAAAAUUUUAGAAGAGCAAGAUAGUAGAAGAAGACUGGAAUUUCUAGAAGAAAGAUUGCACGCCAUUGAAGGUACAGACAUGUACGGGAGUAUCGACAUAGCACAACUAUGUUUGAUAUCAAAUAUGGUCAUCCCUCUCAAAUUCAAGACUCCAGAUUUUGAGAAGUACAAUGGAACCAUGUGCCCAAAAAGUCAUCUAGUUAUGUACUGUCAAAAAAUGUUAACUUACGCUCUGACGAUAAAUUGUUGA
Molecule: messenger RNA, 579 nt
Organism: Cucumis melo (muskmelon)
Lineage: Eukaryota; Viridiplantae; Streptophyta; Magnoliopsida; Cucurbitales; Cucurbitaceae
Exons: 1
Coding region: 1-579 (192 amino acids)
Source: RefSeq, a predicted model, not a curated record